Messenger RNA from Serpula lacrymans var. lacrymans S7.9, 567 nucleotides. RefSeq lists its product as uncharacterized. The coding region runs from base 110 to 463 and encodes 117 amino acids. The record is from RefSeq and is a predicted model, not a curated record. The transcript has 3 exons. NCBI's taxonomy places the organism in Eukaryota, Fungi, Basidiomycota, Agaricomycetes, Boletales, Serpulaceae.
GCAUAUAUUUGACGUCAUCCAACUCCCAGCUCAAGAAAAUAAAACGACUCGCCAAAGAACCAAAACCGAACUAUCUCUCCCCUAGUAUCGCAACGCAACAUUAUUCACAAUGUCCUCAGCACGAUCUGGCGCUAUGCAGUCCAAAGUGGGCAACCCACAAAUAUACGAAGCGGGGGACCAACGAACAUCCAAGGAAACGGAUAAGAACCCCCACAAGAAGUACGACGAAGGACAAGGCAAUGCACAUCAUGAUCUAGACUCAAAAGAUGAGCGCAGCAUAGGCAAUCGUCUGGCCGCUGCAUCUAAGCACUCGCGUGAUACAAGCACUGGGGAUGCGCCCGAUUCAUCUACAGAUCCGUUGGCGCCUGCACGAGCACAUGGGAACGAACCGUCCAGGGGAGCACAAGUAGAUGCAGAGCUGCAGCGUGAAGAUGAGGAGGAGAUGCAAAGAAAAGGCGCUUAGGCAUCAGUAUUGACAUCCAUGCCCUUGAUACAUCCAUGCCCUUGAUAUCAACACGACCGAGUCGACGCAAAUGAUCAUCGAUUCGUGAAAUGAUAUAAAACCCU